AGUAGGUGGGACUUGAUGCUCGGAGCAUGGACUUCCCUCUCCCGCGCCUCUACUCCUAACUCUACACCCGUAAGCACUGGAUCCGUGCUAUAAUAACCUGGGACUAGGCGUCUAACGGCAGCAAAAAUAUACGCCAUCCUGUACCAUGCAGCCGGGAGACGAGGACACUACUGGAGUAUCGAUUUUCCAGCCUUUUUUUCUGUAAAGGGGGUUCUGUUGACCCUGCCCUCUCUUUACACGGCAUCCGAACUACGGGGACACUACCGCAUUGGCAUUAAUUUGACAUACCUACACACGCACCCACUCUCGAACAGCAACACGGUUACAGGUUUAACGUAGCCCACUCCGGUGGCAUAGACGGCAAAGGAGUUUACUCUCGUUUUGUGGUCAGAAGAUUUGGAAUCAUGGAUUUAUUUUUCUUUUCAGCCCGAAUUUAUUGGUGGAGGGUGUUGUUUCUCCUGAGCGUGUUCCAGGGCUAUUUGAGUACUAUUCCGGACUGUCCGCCCUCAUGCACUUGCUCCAAUACGCAGAUCAAUUGCAAUAAGUCGGAAGAAGCGAAAUUCUUUCCCCUGCUUGCUCCACAAGACAGCGUGAACGACGGGAACAGCACAAACAUCACCUCAAUCAUCACCACCAUAAACAUAGAGGGCUGGUCAGGGCUGCAGGGGCUGGGAGAAGUGGACAUGGAGCUCUACACUGGACUGCGGAGCCUAACCAUCACCAACAGUAACCUGCACUCCAUUCAGCCCCGGGCCUUCCAGAAGAACCCCAACCUGCACUACAUAAACCUGUCCAAGAACCCCCUGAGAAUCCUGUCAUGGCCACUCUUCCAGAAUCUGCCGCUCACAGAAUUGAGGCUUGAUGAUGUGCUGUUUGACUGUGGGUGUGAUAUACGCUGGCUGCAGCUAUGGCAACAGAGAGGAGAGGCGGGGCUUCAGAACCAGCAACUCUAUUGUACGUGGGACACCACCCCCAUCCCCCUACAGACCAUGAACCUGAACUCAUCGUGUGACCUGCCAGAGGUUAGCGUGUCCCACAGUAACCUCACAGUAACCGAGGGUGACAAGGUAACCAUCUUCUGCAAUGGGACAGGCCUGCCGCUUCCAGAGGUUGACUGGAAGGUUAAGGGCCUGACCUCAAUCCGCCUGCAUGGGUCGUCUGUGGGGUACAACAUUCAUGCAGUCAACCUGGAUCUGUUCAACAUCAGCAGAGAGGACAACAACUUCUUGCUGACCUGCGUCGCCGAGAACUUAGUGGGGAUGACCAAUGCGUCUGUUCAGAUCACUGUGCAAUUCCCUCCCACUAUCGUGAAGCUGGAGGAGCCUGAGCGCCGGCACCACACCUGCAUCGAGUUCACCGUCCGCGGCCACCCGCAUCCCACACUGCGCUGGUACCAUAACGACCAGGAGCUCCUGGAGACAGAGUACGUGCGCACAGAGAUGGACAUCUACAAGGACUACCUGGAGGGCUGCCUCACCUUCCGAGACCCCACGCACCACAACAACGGCAAUUACACGCUGGAGGCCAGCAACUUCCUGGGCGUUGUCACGAAGACCGUAGAAGGGCACUUCCUCAAGGCCCCCUUUGUGGAAUAUUAUGACGAUUAUGGUACCCCCACACCGACCAUCACUGUAACUCACCGGCCAGAAGAGGACACCUUUGGGGUGUCCAUCGCCGUGGGCCUGGCUGGCUUCGCCUGCCUGCUUCUCGUCAUUAUGUUUGUCCUCAUCAACAAAUAUGGCCGACGCUCCAAGUUUGGAAUGAAAGGUCCCGUGGCGGUGAUCAGUGGUGAGGAAGACUCUGCAAGUCCUCUUCAUCAUGUGAACCAUGGUAUCAUCACUCCAUGCACACUAGAUGCAGGGCCGGAUGCGGUGGUGAUUGGAAUGACCCGCAUCCCUGUCAUUGAGAACCCACAGUACUUUAGACAUGGACACAACUGCAACAAACCCGCCACCUACGUCCAGCACAUUAAGCGGAGAGACAUCGUGCUGAAGAGGGAGCUGGGCGAGGGGGCCUUUGGGAAGGUCUUCCUGGCAGAGUGCUACAACCUCAGCCCCACCAAGGACAAGAUGCUGGUGGCUGUUAAGACUUUAAAGGACCCAACACUGGCAGCGAGGAAGGAUUUCCAGCGAGAGGCUGAGUUAUUGACCAACCUGCAGCACGAGCACAUUGUGACGUUCUAUGGAGUGUGUGUGGACGGAGACCCUCUCAUUAUGGUAUUUGAGUACAUGAAGCACGGAGACCUCAACAAGUUUCUCAGAGCUCAUGGGCCGGAUGCCUUGAUCCUGGUUGACGGACAGCCGCUGCAGACCACUGGGGAUAUGGGCCUGUCUCAGAUGCUGCACAUUGCCUCUCAGAUCGCCGCCGGAAUGGUCUACCUGGCCUCCCAGCACUUUGUGCAUCGAGACCUGGCCACGCGCAACUGCCUGGUGGGCAACGGCCUGUUGGUGAAGAUCGGAGACUUCGGCAUGUCCAGAGACAUCUAUAGCACCGAUUACUACAGGGUCGGAGGUCACACCAUGCUGCCCAUUCGCUGGAUGCCCCCUGAGAGCAUCAUGUACAGGAAGUUCUCGACUGAGAGCGACGUGUGGAGCUUCGGCGUCAUCCUGUGGGAGAUUUUCACCUACGGAAAACAGCCCUGGUUCCAGCUGGCCAAUAACGAGGUGAUUGAGUGUAUUACUCAGGGCCGUGUUCUGGAGCGGCCGCGUGUCUGUCCUAAGGAGGUGUACGACGUCAUGUUGGGUUGCUGGCAGAGGGAGCCUCAGCAGCGAAUCAACAUCAAAGACAUGUUGAAAAUCCUCUACGCCUUAGGCAAGGCAACGCCUGUUUACCUGGACAUCCUGGGCUAGCGCUCCGCAGCCGGUGUGGACAUCUGUCCAUCCGUUUGUCCGUCCGUCUGUCCGUCCGUCCGUCCGCCUGUCUGUCUGUCUGUGUCUAAGAUGGCAACUGACCAUGGAAUAGGUCCUGCCUGGAUCCGGUUGCGCUCCCCCACGGAUGAACAACAUCACAUCCCAGGAAUAUCCCAAAACAACACAAACCUUAACACUCCGCUGUCACACACCUUCUACACGGGGAGAGACUCAAGUGCCUGCUAAAACCUUUGGAUACACUGGAUAAAGUCUUUAAAAAAAGCACUUUUACAUUUUGUUUACCUGCAUUUAAAACUGUACAGUUAUACUGUAUGAAGAGGAAAAGUCUGUCUUUUUUUCGUAAAAACAACACUCUUCAAAAAAAAAAAAAAAAAAUACAAACAAAUAAUAACAAAAAUGCUUAAAAUCAAAGAAAAAGAAGACAACACAGGAUUAAACGUUGGCUUUUCAUAUUCUGACAUGAUGACAUGACAAUUCAGCUCUCCUGUCCUAUCUUUUGUUUUCAUUUUAUAAGUAUAUAUAUAUAUAUUAUAUAUAUUUUUAUUUCCUUGUUUUUUUUUUUUUCAAAGUGUGGACGUCUGCCAUCUCUCUAGUGAAGGACAAAUCCCCUUCUGAAGGAGACAGCUCGCUGUUGUCCAGUCAGACCGUUGGCAGGGACUUUGAAAAGCCUUACUGCAAUCUCAUCGGCUGGGCCUUUUCUUUGACACAAGAGGAACGACCAACAGGGCUCUUGAUUCCUCUCACAGAGAAAGCUUUCUAAUGAAUGGAAGAACUCUGUAGAAAAGGAGCCACCGAUUAAACCAACACAUUUAUUUAAAAAGUGAAUGUAUAUAAUGUAAAUCUCUGUGUCACAAAGCUACCGUAUGAUAACUUAUUUCCUAUUUAGAACAUUUUUGUUCCUUGGUGUGCAGUAAUGGUGAGUGAAUCCCAUAAAUAUUUUGAUAAUAUAAUAUUUUCUUUUUUUGCUUUGUUAGUGUUGUUUAUGUUUUGAAGAAUUUCCAUCCAAUCAUAGAAUGUAUGUUUUAACUAAGUUAAACCCAGAGAGUAUUCUAGUUUGUUGAUUUCAUUGGAUGUGCGACUAACGUGUGAAGGAAGUUAAGUUGAGCUAAGCUGCAGAAUACUCAUGACAAGGCACUUACCAUACAUUCACCAUACAUACAUGCACCAUACAUUCACCAAACAUUCACCAAACAUUCAUCAAACAUUCACCAAACACUCACCAAACAUCCACCAGACAGUCACAAAACAUUCAUCAAACACUCACCAAACAUUCUUCAGACACUCACCAAUCACUCACCAAAAAAUCCAUUAAACAUUCACCAGACACCUACAGCUUGCUGAUCUGAGUAUACAGAUCACAAUCUUAACGUGAUCAAACAUUUACCAAACAUCCAUGGGUCCUGGUACCACACCUUGUGCUCUGAGGCAUGGCGCUUACAGCAGUAGUACCACGUUCCACGCGCAGAUACUCCGCUUCUAGUCUUAACAUGUCCGAGCAUUCAACAAACAACCGCGGGACUUAGUGUAGCAGCUUUGGCAUUAGGAGCGCCAACACUACCAUACGCCAUCAUCAUCCAAAACCUUACCACUGCUAUAUGUCUAGAGGUCUAGUGCUUCAUAAUGCUGAAUACAGGCUCUAAGUGCUUCGAGUGUGUGGGGUGUGCUGAGGUGUACACCCUAAAGGUUAGACCAUUCUGUCUAUUCACCUAAUCCUUACGCUGCUUUCACAUUGCGGUGUCUGUUUUUAAAAGUACAUGUCAAAGCUCUGGAUAGAAAAUGCGCCUUACUGCGAAACGUUAACAGUGCUUUGCUUAGUCUGACGGUGUCACAAAUUUAUUGUGCAUGAUUUUUUAUUUUAUUUUCAGGAGAACUAAUACAUUACUGACAUUCCAAUGUAAUGCAUCAGGGACUAAAUUGUCUGUAUGACAGUUGUGUAGAACAGACGCUGGACUCGGGUUGUAUUUGUUCCUGAUGAUUCUCUGCACUGUCUGCCUCAUCCAGUUUCCCCCUUUGCCUUCAUGCCAUCUGGUUCUGUGGGACUCGUUCUAAUGGCUGCUUGUGUUGACUGCUGAUGGCUUCCCCUCCAUAAUGAUACUCUUUCAUUCUCUCCCUCGCCGACAGUAACUUUUUCGUCCUCUGUCUCUAUGGCUACAGCUUUUCAUUCACGCUUAAACUGUUCACUUCACUCUGCUGCCCACCUGUUCAUUUCCUGUGAGAAAUACUAUAUGCCCAGAAUAGCAGUUUCUGGGAGGGUUUGGCAGAAGGAUAUUCAUUAUUUAAGCCAUUUAAAAGCAUGUUCGCCUAAACUGUUUAGACCGUUUGGAUUUCAUUAAACAAUGAGACCCAUAAAAUGUACUAUUCUGUUCCACUAGGAUUGAAUUCCCUUUCCUUGAUUUAUAAUGCAAUAUGUAGGCCCCUUUAUACGGGUUUGAAGCCAUCUUUUUUAUAAAUGCACGCUCAUAAACACAUGCAUACACACACACACACACACACACCACCUCUACCAUCGGCUAUAGGACUGACAUAAACACACUUCACAAAAGAGACAUGUCCAUUCCCUGCAUGUGUAACAGUAGGGAAGUUGGCAAACGCACAGCUGUGAAUUAUUCAUUACACGUUACUGAUGGAACAGUGUAAGGCUCUCUCUUUCUUUCUCUCUCUCUCUCCCUCUCCCUCUCUUUCUCCUUCUAUCUUUAUUCUGCUGAGUAGUGGAAGUUCUUUCCUGGACGAGACGUGGGUGUUGGCUCAAUAACACCUCAAUGAUACAUUCAUAAUGAUGUGGUUGCCGAGCUAGGCUAUAAAAUCUGUAGACUCAAAAAUGGUCAUUAGCUGGGGGAAGGUACUGUACUGGGUCAGAGUACAGCAAUCAAUACAAGCACUUCUGGCUCCAUGAAGCUGAAACAAGUUACGUCACUUCUAGUCUGAGGAAGAAGUCCGUCUGAAGAAGAACUAGUUGUGUUUCACUUCUGUCAGUUUUUUUUUAAGGCAUGCUGUGGGAACAGUUUGGUUUGGCCCUAAUCUCGAGUGCACAAACGCUCAAGCUUCCUGGCACAUUAACUUUGGGAGCGGAAUAAGUACGACAG
Messenger RNA from Clupea harengus (Atlantic herring), 5953 nucleotides. It is a transcript of the gene ntrk3a, whose product is annotated as neurotrophic tyrosine kinase, receptor, type 3a. Gene Ontology annotation, cellular component: plasma membrane; axon; signaling receptor complex. The record is from RefSeq and is a predicted model, not a curated record. NCBI's taxonomy places the organism in Eukaryota, Metazoa, Chordata, Actinopteri, Clupeiformes, Clupeidae. Gene Ontology annotation, molecular function: neurotrophin binding; transmembrane receptor protein tyrosine kinase activity; neurotrophin receptor activity. Gene Ontology annotation, biological process: cell surface receptor protein tyrosine kinase signaling pathway; protein phosphorylation; cellular response to nerve growth factor stimulus.